AUGGUAGCUCCCCCCGGUCCCGGCAGCCCGAGCUGGCACCAUCAGCAUCCGCCGUACCAUCCCGACAUCGAUAACACGCAACCAGAGGGCGAGUCUCCUCUCAAUGUCUGCAACGUCGAAAGACUCGGUUUCCAGGUCGCCAACAACAGCGCCAGUUACCGCGAUCUAGGCUUCACCGGAGAGAUUGCUGGGAAAUGGUAUGCCGUUUUUGGCGACACCAUGUGGUGCGCCCCAGGGAUUUCCAACUUCCUGGAGGACACUCCCGGAUUUCAUGGCAUGGUUCGGGACUCGGUCUCCCUGUUGACUGAUGACCCCUUGACGGUGGUCGAUCUCAACCUGAACGACGACUCUCCCGUUCCGCAUCAGAAUCAGUUGAUCCCGUUCAACGAGGAAUGGGACGAGACGAACCAGUACGGGUUCGGCGGCACGAGUCUUUGCGAGACGGAUGCCGAGAACGCUACGGCUGCGCUUUACUACCUUGUGAACGGCAACGAAACCGGCGGCCUCGUAGGUGCCGGCGUCGCCAAGGUCGAGGUUAUCAACGACACUCCCACUGUCACAAAACGCUUUGGCGACAGAGGGUUCUGGUGGGAUUCCAACACCACCGCCAAAUACGGCGACCAGUGCGCCUACCGCGACGAACGCUCGGAGCACAUUUACAUCUGGGGCGGCCCGCCGAACUCCGUUUCUGGAUGGCCGGGCGCCGGCUACGCCUACCUUGCCAGGGUCAAGGCAGAAGACGCUUUCGAUCUGGACAAGUACGAGUACUUCUGGGGUCGGCAGCAGGGAUGGAAGUCAGAGGUUCUCACCAAGUUUGAUGCGGAGACGGCGGUGUGGUGGGCGGUUGGUCAGGGACAGGUGGCUUGGAAUGAGUAUUAUCAGUGUUAUGUGCUGGCUCAUUUGUCUUCUUUUGGUGAUGGCAAGGUAUACUUGCGAACGGCCACCUCUCUCGAAGGUCCAUGGACCCCGGAUGUCCAGGUAUACAAGAGCGAACCCAUCAAAGGCGGCUUGGUCUAUGCUGGAGUUCAGCACCCGUACCUGGAUCCCACUGGCCAGACACUGGUUGUGUCUUUUACGAACAACAACCAUAUCGAGGUCAUCAAAGUGGCUUUCGCUUAG
This is a messenger RNA of Sordaria macrospora k-hell, 1119 nucleotides long. RefSeq lists its product as uncharacterized. The record is from RefSeq and is a predicted model, not a curated record. Lineage: Eukaryota; Fungi; Ascomycota; Sordariomycetes; Sordariales; Sordariaceae.